AUGGAUAGAAUUACUGGAGAGCAGGGUGGAGUUGCUGGUGGAGGAGUGGGGACUCACCAAUCAGCCACCCUUACGCUACCCUCAACUUCUACACCAUCUCCUACAACCGUGGAUCCCGUGAAGGCGUUCUCUAUUGAGAAGUUCAUGGGGGAUGACUACGAGCACUGGAGCUUCCGCAUGUGGCUGAUGUACACCCAAUUCAAGCUAUUGGAUCUGGUGGAGGGGAAGGAGAAGAUGCCGGAGGUCGCGGAGCUGAAAGGAGCAUGGAUGAAGCAAUCGUUCGACGCGUACAUGCUCAUGUCAUGGUCUGCCGUAGCGAUCAACCUCAACUCUCAACAGCCCCAGUGGAGCGUGGAUUACAUUCGCGCGCGCAUCCUAGAGGAGAACUUGCGGCGGCAGAGUGUGGAGCGCUCGGAGGAGGGGGCUGGCUAUAGAGUUGGAGGUGGAAAGAGUGGCUUCAAGAAGAAGUGGAAGGGCAAGAACAAGGACAACCGUAAGGAGGAUGGUGGCGGGGGUCAAGGGGAGGUGUGCUUCUACUGCAACAAGCGCGGACAUCGUUGGCGGAAGUGCUACUAA
This is a messenger RNA of Closterium sp. NIES-65, 576 nucleotides long. Lineage: Eukaryota; Viridiplantae; Streptophyta; Zygnematophyceae; Desmidiales; Closteriaceae. The record is from the annotation of a GenBank genome assembly.